UACUCAUGUCUGUUUGUUUUUUCGUUCUUUACAGAUGACUCCGGCGGACAACGAGACGAGAACUGUGUGAUAUUCUCCUCAAACGUGGAAGUUCAAGGACCUUACUAGAUGUUGUUCAGCAAGUGCGAACUUUCCAACGUCCUUGUGACUUUUUAUGCAGAGUGAGAUAUUUUUCUAUACCAUUGUGCGAGAGAAGUCUAGAACUUUGUAGAACUAGUCUCUCCGGAAUUUCGAAAAUUACUGAUCGGACGCGUCUGGCAUCCGAGGAGAAUUCUUUCGAGUGAUACUUUGGAUGAAUCGUUGGACAUUCAAUCCACAAAGGCGUCGUUAGAUGAUUGAAUCGAGCGACACACUUUCUUUCUGAUGCUAAUUGUGGUGCUUCAGUAGACCAGAGGGCGCUAUAAACCGGUUUGACCAUCGUCUUGUGAAAGGAAGAAGUGACGUCACAAUCUCUCGAGGACUCCGGGGCCGGCCUUGGUUGCCGGUGGUCAUGAAGUGACGUCAGAAAGUCAAGAGGUCAGCGGUUGACGACCCCCUGAAGAACAGUCCUGUCCGGCGUAAUGGCUCGCUCCUGUGUUCCCGCUUUGUCUGGACCGUUCUAUCUCCUGCUACUGCUGUUCCUACUGACCGCUGGCGUGACGUCAGCGAGCGAUGAGGAUGCCGACGCCAAGCCCCGCACGGCGUACGCCUGCGAGAACGAGGCCCUGACCCUCGAGUGUGAGGAAGGACGGGUCAUCCGGAUCCAGAGGGCCAACUACGGCCGGUUCGCCAUCGACGUGUGUAACAAGUACGGAGAGACGGAGGGCUGGAGCGUGCAGUGCUUCUCACCAAAGUCCAAAGACACCAUCUCUGAGAGAUGUGACGGGCGAGCCCAGUGCUUGAUGAAGGUCAACAAUGACGUAUUUGGUGACCCAUGCCAUUUGACCCCUAAAUACGCGGAGGUCAAGUACGUUUGUCAACCAGGCGGUUCUCCCCAGCCACCUCGUAUUACGUCAGCAGUGGCCAUCAGCCCCACAGAGGUGGAAGUCCUGUGGACACAAGCCGAGCCCACUAACCCUGUGCUCACCACAGCCAUCUACUUCACAGAUCACGGUCAGUUGUCGACGCCAGGGACUAUUACCGCCAGUACUUCCGGCACCCUGCCUCUCUCCGCCUACAUACGGGUGUCCAGUUCAAAGUCUGACCACGGCAGCCAAGACCCGGGUGCUGUACCCACGGACCAGGGAGAUACAGAUACAGGGAUAUUGACACCGGAACUACUCUCGGAGAUGGAAGAGGCCGAGAACGGGACAGAGGCACGACUGGGGGCCAGCAGAAGUGCUGGUAGAAAUUCCCAUGCUGCUGAUGCUUAUGCUGAUGAUAAUGCUGAUGGCACAGCUGCUUUGAUCGGUUCCCAACCACCAGAGAAUAGCGAAAACCUUCCAAACAAUGAACACCCUCUUGAGUCUGGUAUACACUUUGAUGAAGAAAAGAGAGAGCUGACAUUUGACCUUGAUUUAUCGAACUCGAAUGAGAAAAAUAUCUUCAUGGGAUUUUUGAAUCAUCUUUUGAAAAGCGGACAGGACGAAAAAUCUGAGUAUGGGGAAGGAGGAGCUCAUGAAGAUAUUGGUUCUAAGCUGGAUGUGGAAAGUGGUACAGUAGUGGAAGGAUCAGAUAUCGAGCCUCGGGUGGCAAAAGACGAGUCUGGCAGUAACGUAACUAAUCCAGUGACAGAAAACCAGUCCGGCAGUGACGUAACGGAUCCAGUUCCAGAAAUCGAGUCUGGUGGUACUGACGUCAUCAACAAAUACACCGAAGCCAAGCUUGGCGAGCCCUCAGACCUGAAACUGGAGAUGAGUCCUGACGGGACCUUGACCACAGACUUGCUGCCCAGGAGGGAUGAUGAUGGACUUGCGGGUUCGGGAGUUGGAGACUCGGAGGACGAGGAGAAUGAUGGCGAGUCCGAGGACAGACGGACAGGUGUGGUCGUGUCUGAUUGUAAGUCUGUGGGGACACGCAUCAACCUGAAAAACCACAUAGGAUAGUUGCAAGUUUGUUUUUCCUGCUGUUAUUGAUAACGUAUGUUUCAUAGCUCUAUCGAUGCAGGUAGGUUGUCCAUUGAGUUGCGGGAUGUUCCCCUCGGAAACAUUCCCUCAUGAAAUUAAAGGGCAAAAGGGAGGAAAAUUCGAGGGAAAGGGGGUGGGGUACAUAAAUAUUUUGAAGGGUUCCGUGUAAUUAACCUAUAACGAAGUAAGCUUAACUGUUUCUGUCUUACAGCGCGAAAAUCUUCCCGUGAAAUUAUGCAACGAUCUAAGCAGGUUUGUUUAAAUGUAAAUUUAAAAAAAAAACAUUGCCCACUUCGUGUGAUUACUUUUACAGCGUAAGGAAAUGUGGUAAGUCUGGUUGAUGCGUGGAGCCUCAGAAUCCAAGUCCCCGCAGACAGAGGGCCUUACAACACUCCUUCCAGCUACUGACUGAACACUGCUUUUUGUAGUCAAUGUAGAUCUGAGAACCAGGCCAGCUUCUUCUGAUUGAUGCUUUGUACUGACCGUUUCUGGGUAAGGUGAGGAGGGGGUGAGGAAGAAGAGGAAGGGUUAAGGAAACGUUAGAGGGUGAGGAAGAAGAGGGAGAGUUAAGAAAACGAAAGAGGGUUAGGAAGAAGAGGGAGGGUCAAGAAAAAGAAAAUAAAAA
Messenger RNA from Aplysia californica (California sea hare), 2670 nucleotides. RefSeq lists its product as uncharacterized. Gene Ontology annotation, molecular function: carbohydrate binding; protein binding. Lineage: Eukaryota; Metazoa; Mollusca; Gastropoda; Aplysiida; Aplysiidae. The record is from RefSeq and is a predicted model, not a curated record.